This is a messenger RNA of Carassius gibelio (silver crucian carp), 1956 nucleotides long. RefSeq names its product probable H/ACA ribonucleoprotein complex subunit 1. Lineage: Eukaryota; Metazoa; Chordata; Actinopteri; Cypriniformes; Cyprinidae. Gene Ontology annotation, molecular function: mRNA binding. The transcript is spliced from 9 exons. The record is from RefSeq and is a predicted model, not a curated record. Gene Ontology annotation, biological process: mRNA export from nucleus. The coding region runs from base 291 to 1442 and encodes 383 amino acids.
GUAAAGCGCCUUGAAAGACCUGCCCAGCCGGAUUAGACAGCGCUAUAUCGGGCUCUCGUCAGACUCAUCGCCGUUGGGCGGGUCACACUGCUAGCACUCACCAUUCACCUGAUCGACACAAAGAAAAGCGCCUUAAAACCGGCUCGAUUUAAAAAGUUUUCAUAGUUCGUCUCGUCAUUAGCGUUUCUGUUUGGACACCUUCGGAAGCUAUCGAGUGUAAAUACUUUGGCUUUUUCGAUUCACGCGACGCUUUUGAAACUUUUGCCAGCCUAACGACAUUUGGGGACGAAAUGGGGGAUACUGAUGUUCAGAUGGAGAGUACUGAGCAAAUGCAGGAGCCUCACGCUUCAAGCUCGGACAACAAAAUCGACUUGUCAUUAGAUGACAUUAUAAAGCUGAAUAAGAAGGAACUGAAUGCGAGCCGAGCUAAAACUAAACGAGCUGCUAACAGGAACAACGUCUUGAAGAAACUCAACCAGGUUCCCCAGCAGCAGAGGGGACUCAGACGAGGAGCACAGCAGUACCGAGGGCCUGGCAGGGCGAGAGGUUUGAGGAGACAAAUGGGAUCCGGGAGGGACAUGAUGUCAAGAAGGGGUUCAUUAAAUAUAGCUGCUGCCACUGUCACGAGUGGUGAACUGUUUGAUCAGACCACAUUCACAUCAAGGGGGACAUUCAGAGGAAGAGGAAGAGGGAGAGGAAGAGGAGGCGGACUGAGCAGGGGUGCAUUGUCAGCAAGAGGACAGAGGGGUGGAAGACCAUUUCUAUUAGACAGAGGGUUUACUGCUACAAACAGAGCUGAGAAAUUACAAAAGUAUCAGACGAUAAGAAGUCGAAGAACAGCACCAUCUGGCUCCACGCUCACAGUUUCUCUGCCAAAUGCUAAAUCUGCACCUGUCGCUGUGAAUACAUCUAAUCAGGCUAGGAGGGGUGGGGCAGUGUUAAGGGGCAGAUCAUCUGGAGGUGCUGGUACUUCUUCACCUAAGGGGAUUCCUCUGCAAUUUAACUACAAAGCAGCCACUAACCAGACUGCCGUAUACCUUAAUGACCGUUUCACUGACCUGAGGUUAAGAGGGCGAGGACGGGGCUGGGGAAGAGGAAGAGGAGCUCUUGGAGGAGGUGGAAGAGGCAGAGGAAGAGGAAAUAUCAUUGGUGGUGGACGAGGUAGAGGACAAGGAAACAUUAUGGGUGGUGGCAGAGGCAGUGGAAGAGGAAAUAUCGUUGGUGGUGGACGAGGAAGAGGACAAGGAAACAUUAUGGGUGGUGGCAGAGGCAGAGGAAGAGGAAAUAUCGUUGGUGGUGGACGAGGAAGAGGACAAGGAAACAUUAUGGGUGGUGGCAGAGGCAGAGGAAGGGGUGGGUUUGGUGUGACAAGAGGAGGAAGAGGCUUGAGAAGAGGGAGGGGAGGAUCAAGAGGAGGCGAUCGAACAGUAACUCUUCAGUGAUUACAAUUACAACCAUUCAGUUUUAUGAAGUAGUAGUGUUUACUGUUUGUGCUGCACUGAAAUUUCCACAACCAAUAAUAUUGGGGCGAAACAGAAAAAAAGAAAUCAGUUUAAUCUGAAAUAGUUUUGGAGGCCCGAAAUCAGUGACAUUUAACUACAGCUGGUAACAGUCCAUUUACCAAAAUUUAACUGACACAACUUUUUUUCAGCUUCAGUUUUCAGGUAAUUGUUUAGUUUUGCUAAUAAUAAAAAAAAAAAAAAAUUAUAUAUAAUUUGGGUGCAUCUCUUUUUGCUGUAAUGAUGUCGUUCAACUAAAUAUUUAAAAGAUUUCUGUCAGUGUACAAACAAAAAUUUUCCUUUUUGAAGUAAAUUAUUUGAUUGUUAUAUGAUGAAGGUUUUUAUAGUUUUAGGUUAUGGAAAAAUAUAAUUAUGAAUGGUACCUCAGAGGGUAAUAAAAUGAAAGUUGUUUACAUUUUAUAUCAUCAUGUCAAUAAACACCAAACAAUGAACUCCA